AUGUGUUAUGUGCUUAUAUACCUGCAUGUGCAUGUGUCUGUUUUAUUGUUUGGGCAAACAGUGAGUCGUGAGGCCUGGCAGUGCAUUGUGGCGCAUCGACGCUCCACAGAGCAGACUAUCGCUCGCCAGCUCGAUGCCAAAGAUGGCCUGCUAAGUGGGCUAUCCACCGACCUGCGUCCGCCCUCCUCUGACUCAUUCUGCCGACCCCAGGCGCCCCUCCUCAUCGCCUCCCAUGAUCAAUUCACCGCCUCAGACAUUCUGCGUUGUCUACUCUGA
Molecule: messenger RNA, 276 nt
Organism: Protopolystoma xenopodis
Lineage: Eukaryota; Metazoa; Platyhelminthes; Monogenea; Polystomatidea; Polystomatidae
Source: the annotation of a GenBank genome assembly